AUGUUUACCCUAUUAUUCACAUAUAUAUUUUCCUUCCUUCUUCAAAACAUCCACGCAGAUCUUGGUCAACAACAAGUCGAAAAUCCUACCAAAUUCCACUUCGAAACCACUGUAUCUUGCGAUUAUUUUCCUCAAAAUCAAACUUGGUGUUCACAGAUUUUUCAUCUAGAAGAGGAUCUUAUCAAUUAUGAUGAUUUUGGAGUAUCGAAGAUGGUUUGUUUUAAUGGAAGUUAUUAUAAUUUAUUUGAAAAUCGUGUCGAGAAGUCAAGCUUGACAUGGGUGAGUUAGGCGAAGUCAGAUAUUAAAGCUUUCAAAAACAUUUCAGAAUUUCGAAAUUGUGAUUGGUGUUCGUCACAAUUGCACAGAUUCUGGACAAAUUCUUGAAGAAAUUAUUCAUAAGGAUGAUUAUCGGAAAAAAAGUGAUGGAAAAUAUGAAAUUCAAAAAGUUGUAGCUAUAAAUGGGAUUGGCAGUGCUGGUCAAGAUGGAUGGAAUGAAUAUAUGUUCAAAGGUUCGAAAGUUGUGAGUCCUAAUUGUGUCAUACCGUUUUGUUGAUAUUUUUGGGAUGAAUGAAUAUGUAUCAAGUGCGCUCUAUUGACAUCUGGAUCUUUGUUGUGUUUCUCAAUUUUCUUUUGAAAAAUGGUGUUUUCAUUUUUAAAUUUUUUUUUAGAUUUUUUCACUAAAAUUUCGAACCUUCAAUUUUCAUGAGCGAUUUUUUGUCCUGAUUUUCAGUCUUGUCCGAUGAUUUUGAUAAAUUGGUGAUAAUAUAUGAUAAGAGCUUCUAUGGAUGAAGCUGGAGCUCUAAACUCAUUAAAAAUGUGUUUUAUUAAUUCCAAAUAUCAUUUUCCCCGAGUUUCAGCUCAAUCUGAACAUAUUGAUAAUUCAGUGAUAAUAUGUGAUAAGAGCUUCUUGGAUGAAGCAGGAGCUCUAAACUUAUCAAAAAUGUCAUCUACUAUCACCAAACAUCAUCUUCUGUAAGUUUUAGCCAAAUCCGAGCAUAUUGAUAAUUCAGUGAUAAAAGCUGAUAAGAGCUUAUAGGAUGAAGCUGGAGCUCUAAAAUUAUCAAAAAAGUCAUCUACUAUCACCAAACAUCAUUCCCUCCAACUUUCAGCUCAAUCUGAUAAUUUUGAUAUUUUUUGAUAAUCACUGAUAAGAGCUGAUAUGCUCAUUUUCGUGUAAAAUCAUUAUCACCACGAUGCUCCACAGGGCCGAAAACCCCCCACCCACAAAUUUCAGAAGUUUUGGUCAAAUUUUCAAAAAUCGAAAAAAAAUUGUGAAAUUUAGGAUAAACUAUUAUUAUUUAUCUCUCAUUUUCUCUCCUUUUCUCUCGAUUUUUGAGAGAAAAAAAAAUAGUUUAUCCUAUUUUUCUAUCCGUGUUUCGCUUUUUCCGAAAAAAUGGAUCAACUACAGUAAUCUUUUGUGGAAUUUUUUUUCGAAAAUGGUCCCAAAGGUCUAAAUGAUGUAAAAAAUAUCUCCCUAGGGGUAAAUUAGUGUGCUGAACACGCUGGAAGCAUCUAUUUCUCGUAAAAAUGAACGGUUCGUGAGUUAUGAAGAAAAAACAAAAAAGUACCAAUUCAGGUUCCCAGUGACUGAAACUUUCUGAAAAUGUUCACCUAGGGGUAUUUUUCGAUUUUGAGACCGAAAAAAACAUUUAUAAUUGAUUUUGACGGCUUUUUAAUGUAGAAAAAGCGAAAUUUCAAAAAUGCGUCCUGGGAAACAAAUAUUUACAAGACCAAUAAUCAAGUUGUGAAAAAUUCCUUUCGGGAAUUUCAUUAUAAGGACAUUUGCAAGCUUUCAGAAGAAUUUCUCAAUAUCCCAUGCAUAGGUUUCAUGGCCAUACCAUGAUAUGUGAUGUACCAAAAUCUUGCCACCUCCAUAACUCAUGAAAAUUUGCAUUUUUAUCUUGCGAGUCCUAUUCAGACUUGUAGAGCUCGCUUAGCGCUACAAUUUAAAAAAAAUUGUUUAGGUCCAUCGUUUCAAUGAAGCGAGUUAUGGGCAGUUAAACACAAAAAAAUCGAUUUUUCAAAAAUCCGAAAAUCAAUGAAAAAAAAAAAUUUGUCCAAUUAUAAAAUUUUUUUGAAAGUUGUUCGUCUGGUGAUUCUGAGCAACGUACAAUACUCAGAAUUUCGAUUUCAAAACUUAGGCAUUUUUUUUAAAUUUUUAAUAAAAAUCUGGAAUGAAAAAUUGGCAUAUGGGUCACGUAAAAUGAAAUUGAUUGAUAAACGUGAGGUGAAAAGUUAGAAAAUCAUUUCGAAAAUUAUUUGGGAUUGUUUAGAAAAAAUAGAUGAAGAAAAAUGAUAAAAUUCAGAGGUUCUAGAUCAUUUUUUGAUAGCCGAAAUUUGGAAUUUUUUGUUCAAAAAUAUUUGAAGCGAAAUUUUUGACAUUUCAGAAGCUCAAAAGUUUAUAAAAAAGUUGAAAACGUUGCUCAGGCUUAGGCUAAGGCUUAGUAAACCACCUAGAAAUUACUUUGAAGAAAAAAAAAUCGGAAAAAAAAUCGGCCCGAGAUUGUUCACUACCCGCCCAAAUCGAAAUGUUCAUUCGGGCGGGUUUUUCAACAAAAAAAAUCGGUCCGAGAUUUUUCAACAAAAAAAAUCGGUCCGAGAUUUUUCAAAAUUUUUGACACAAGUCAACAAAAAAGUUACAGAUUUGGAAUAAUCCAAAAAUGUAAAAAUGAAGUCGAUGAGUUGUUUUUUUAACAGUGUUAAAAAAGUUUUUUGAUCAAAAAAUGACUCGUGGCAAAAUCAGGAAGGCUCCCUAAUUUUGCCAUGGAUGACGUCAUCAAAAAUUUUUUAAAAAACUUAUUGAAUCUCUUUUUUAUUUGCAUAAUUAUAGAGAUGACCGUCUCCAAACAGAAAUUUCGGUUUGGAGACAUGAUUUUUUCUCAAUAAUUUCAUUUCUGGAUGAAAUUCUGAAUUUUCUUGUUUUUUAACAGUGUUAAAAAUUUUCUUUCAAUUUUUUUUAGCUUCAAAGUUGCUUCUGGGUGGCUUACUAAGCCUAAGCCUGAGAGGUAGUGUCAUUUAGGUCCCAACUCAUCGACUUCAUUUUUCAUUUUUGGAUUAUUCCAAAUCUGUGACUUUUUACUUUGAAACUCAUCGAUCUCAUUUUUACAUUUUUGGAUUAUUCCAAAUCUGUGACUUUUUACGGGCGGGAUGACGUCAUCCAACAACACAAAUUCUCGUUUUUUAACAGUGUUAAAAAAGGAAAACUUACCUAAGCCUAAGCCUAAAGCCUAAUUUUUUUUUUUGAAAAAAACUCGGGCCGAUUUUUUUUUUGAAAAAACUCGGUCCGAUUUUUUUUUGAAAAAACUCGGGCCGAUUUUUUUUGAAAAAACUCGGGCCGAUUUUUUUUUGAAAAAAACUCGGGCCGAUUUUUUUUUGAAAAAAACUCGGGCCGAUUUUUUUUCAUCCAACGAAAAAACUUGGUCCGAUUUUUUUUUUUUGAAAAAAUUCGGGUUUGUUGUUUGGGCUUAAAGGGGGGUUAAGACGACAAAAUUUUAUUUGCUCAAUGAAUCGGGCUCCCUUUGAAUAGUAAAAGCCUCAGGGGAUUUUUUCUCGAAAGGCCUAAAAAGGUCCGAAAAAAAUAUUCCAUGAACUUUUUUCAACGUAUACCUAGUUUAUGUACCUAGUUUAUACGUGGUACCUAGUUUAUGGAACAUUUUUUCUGGGCGUUUCCAGAAAAAAUCCCUUGGAGGUUUUACUACUUUUGGGGAGCCUUUAACUUUGCGACAAAAAAAUUUUGUCGUCUUACCCCCCCCCCCUUUAACUAUAUUGGGAUUCCCAAACACAUCAAAACUCACUAUCAAACAUUCACAUUAAAGUAUUUGUUUUUCUUCUUGUAAAAGAAAUUAUCCAAUAUCUGAAAGUUCGAACAAAUUAUAAAUUUAUCCACUGUAAUCUAACUCACUUUUUUUCUAUUUAUUUUUCAAACCGAUUAGGAGUAGAGUAAUAGCGAGAAAUGAUUAAAAAUGUCCCCCCUCUAUGAAUGAAAUAGAAAGAUCAGAUAAGAAACGUGACCUAGCCAUUUUUCUGAUUAAAAACGUGAUCAUUCUUUUUAGCAUGAAAAAAGUUUUGAUUUUUCACGUGAAAACUCGCGCACUUUUUGAAAAACAAAAUAUUAGCGCCUCGAUGGGAAAGAAUUUGGGAUCGAAUGGUGAAGGUCCCAUCAAAAAUGGUCUUCUGUAAAUUGAGAAAAGUCUUGCGACACAUUUUUAAAUCGAAAAAUACAUUGGAGUUUUCAAACUUUUUGUGCUCCGCGCACCCCGACUAAAAUUCAUCAAAAACAGAUGGUAUGUGCACCAAGGUGCCAAAAUUUGCAAACUUUUCAUUUUUUGAUCAUCAAUUUUUAUGAACGUUGAAGACCUGAACGGAUCGCGGACAAACUAUUUUCGAAAAGCAGUUUUCAAUUAGUAUAUAGUAGAUUACAUUGGAGGAAGUUAAAGUUUUGGCUAGAUACAUGUUAGAAUUUCAGGAGACACAUAAUCAAAUUUGAUGAAAUUUUUUUGCUCUAGUAUAUUUUAGUUACUUCAACUUCUUUGUGAUAUUUUUUUGAGAAAGUUUUCAAUUUUUAAAAUCUAUUUGGUACAAAAGUUGAAAGAGACAAAAAAAUACAAAUAAAAAAUCAUUAUUUUUUCCAAAUUCACUAUAUAAUUUUUUGUACGAAUUUUUCAUCCGAAAAAUUCAGAGAAUUCCAGAGUUUCGGAGAGAUUUUAACUGAAAUGUACCAAUUUGUAGAGUUUUUCUAAAUGAGAAAGACUCAGUGGGAGAAAAGACGAAAGUGCAAAAAAAAUUCAAUUUUCGGCCAGCUUACGAUUUUUUUUAAUGAUAAAAAAAUGUAGCAAACUCGUUAAAAGUCAUUUUUUGCGAUCACUUGCUACUUUCUUUCUCAAGCUGUCUUCAUUUUUUAACUGAAAAAUUCUUCGAAAGUCUGAAAAAACAAGCCCAAAUGUGAGAAUUGACCACAAAUCACGUUUUGGAAGCUUGUAACUCAUGCUAUGAUAACUUUUAUCAAAUAUUGAAUUCACAAACUUCUCCAAUCUCUUUUCUUAGGCAAAUUGACUUUCUUGAGCAAUUUUUUGUAUUAAUUUUCUGAUAAAAGUUAUUCUAACAUGAGUUAGAAGGCUACAAAUUCGCGAUUGUUCAAAAAUCGUCCAUUUUUGGCUGAUUUACUGACUUUCAGAUAGUCGUUCAGCGAAAAAGAAGACGCGAUCUUGAUCAGCACAAAAACCUCUUCAUUUCUCAUUGAAAAUCGUCAAAUUCCUCCAAAUUUCAUUCAAAUUUGAAAUUCAUAAUCAAAAUCCCGCCCUCCGCUACAUAUAAAAAUAAAAAAAACUUACUUUUCUCAUUUGAAAUUAUCGACAUCCUCCAAUCGAUCGGUUCCUCUCAUUUCAAUCGAUUUUCUGAAAAAAACGAAUAUAUUUCAUUUUCAUCGAAAAAAACCAACCUUUUUAUGAAAUCCACGUUGCCGCCGUGUCGACUUUCGUUGGUGCAUCCUUUCCAUUCGAAUAAACACUGAAAAAACAUGAAUUUCACAUCGGAAACCAUUAAAACUUUCAAAACGAGAAAAAACAAAAAAAAUUGUUCAAAAUUAUUGUGUGCAAUUGUGCGUCGCCGUGUUUGCAGUUUGCUAUUUUUAAUUUUUAAUUUUUUUUCUUUUUCAGUGUUUUUUCGUGUUACAGCCGGUUUUACAUAAUAAAUGAUGAUUUUUUCAGUUUUUAUUUGGAUGGAAAGGAAGCACCAACAAAAGUCAACACGGCGACAACGUGGAUUUCAUAAAAAAGUUGGUUUUUUUCGAUAAAAAUGAAAACUAUUCGUUUUUUUUCAGAAAAUCGAUGAAGAUGAGAAGAACCGAUCGAUUCGAAGAUGUCGAUAAUUUCAAAUGGGAAAAGUAA
Molecule: messenger RNA, 5885 nt
Organism: Caenorhabditis angaria
Lineage: Eukaryota; Metazoa; Nematoda; Chromadorea; Rhabditida; Rhabditidae
Source: the annotation of a GenBank genome assembly